Messenger RNA from Chlamydomonas reinhardtii, 1616 nucleotides. RefSeq lists its product as uncharacterized. Bases 631 to 1059 code for a protein of 142 amino acids. Gene Ontology annotation, cellular component: SAGA complex; transcription factor TFIID complex. The record is from RefSeq and is a predicted model, not a curated record. Lineage: Eukaryota; Viridiplantae; Chlorophyta; Chlorophyceae; Chlamydomonadales; Chlamydomonadaceae. Gene Ontology annotation, molecular function: RNA polymerase II general transcription initiation factor activity; transcription coactivator activity; protein heterodimerization activity. Gene Ontology annotation, biological process: DNA-templated transcription initiation; RNA polymerase II preinitiation complex assembly. The transcript is spliced from 2 exons.
GAUAAUUCAUAGGACUACACCAUAGCCAUCAGAGACCGGCCGGGAACAAGCCCCGCAAGCGGGGCAGCAUGGGCGCGACACCACCCUGCCGCGCCAACUCACCCCAAACACGCCCCAACCACUUGUGCGACACAAGGGCUACCAUACAGUAGCGCGCGACACCUAAUCGCGUGCGCCGGAGUGUGCGAGCAAACAUUGUACGGCUAAGCUCGUUUGGGCCCUAGGACGCAGGGCCUGGCCUGGCAUUUGGUGCAUUCAAUAGAGCAUAGAAAACCGAGGCCACAUAUGUGCUGGGGUGCGCAAAGGUCGGCGGAAUUGUGGGAUCAAGUGAUGGCAAUCCUGAACCAAAACCGGGCUGUGCACAGCUUAAACCGGAUACAAUCGUUUGGUGCUUAGACACAGUGCUCAGUCAGUUUAAGCAGUGAAAGCUUUUUUGCCGCGAACAGGUUUUUGCAUGGCUUCUGCUCCGACUGCUCGUGCUGUGUGAUCUAGAAAUAGCAUUGUAGCUUCAAACCAGGUCUUCUGGCAAGGCUGGCUCAACUUGAGCUCUAGCAAAGGCGGAAUCGGUCGGGGCUUGGCCCCGCACCGUCAGGCGCUCUCCAACACUGCCUAGCCUGGCGGACGGGGCCCAUGGAUGCCGCUAGGGGCGCUGGCGGAGCCGUGUCUGAUGGAGCACAGCCGCAGGACGUCGCGACGAUGCACGCGCUGCUGCGCUCCAUGGGUGUGGAGGAGUUCGAGCCGCGCGUGGUGAACCAGUUGAUGGACUUCAUGUACAAGUACACAACAGAUGUGUUGUUAGAUGCUGAAGUGUUCAGCGAGCACGCGGGGCGGCAACCGGGGCAGGUGGACGCCAGCGGCGUGACCAUGGCCAUCCAGUCCCGGACGGCGCUCUACGUUCAGCCGCCGCCGCAGGAGCGUGUGACAGAGCUGGCUCGCCAGGUCAACGACACGGCACUGCCCGACCUGGUCACCAAGCCCGGCCUGCCGCUGCCGCCCGAGGGCAAGCAGAUGACGGCCCCCAACUGGCAAUACGACCCGCAGCAGCAGUAUCAGCGGUAGCAGCAGCAGCAGCAGCAGCAGGACUGCAUGGAGUGUCAGGCCCAGCGGGAACAGAGGUAGCAGCAGGACUAGCGGCAAGACAAGUUGCAGAAGCAGGGACGGAAGGGGCGGUGCGUGCAGCAGUGGCGCGGCGGCCCGGGCGGGACCGGCGUGUAUCGUACAUGGCGACACCGGCGGUCCGGCGGCAGCAGGACAGCUUUGAGAGGCACAACAGGAGCACGGAGGCUUUUAACGGUGGUGGGUGGAGUUUGCUGCUGGUCGGAUUGCUCGGUGGGUGUGCAGGGCUUCAGGUAGGGGCCAGGGAACCUCACGGGGAUGGGAGCGUUGCUCGGCAUGCAACGGUGGAGCACGGGUGCCCGUCAAACAUGUGGGGACGCAGCCGUGACAGGAGCACAUUGCUUGCGUAUCAGCAAUUGUUUGCGCGAGCGUGUCCUCAUCCCAAACUGGUAGCUCUUGGCCGGACAAGUGCGCAUGCCAUGUGGUUCGCCAGUAGCAAAGUUGCCAUGGAGCAGCGAUGUCGUCCUAAACUUGUUGGAAGAAUGUAAUGCCCUUAAAGC